AUGGAAGCUUUGUGUUUAAGAGUUUCCUUGCUGCUGCUGGUUCCAGGAUUUGCCCUCAGUGGCAGCUCUGACAGAUAUGCUGCCAACCAGAGUGACUUGGGAAACUACCUUUCCACUUUCUCAGGGAUCGAAUCCAGCAUACUCCUCACCACCAGGCAGCCCCCGGUGCCCAACCAAACUGUCAAAUGCUCCCAGCAGACUAAGAUCGCUGAAACUUUUAAAUACAUUAACACGGUGGUAUCUUGUGCUAUUUUCAUCGUCGGAAUGGUUGGGAAUGCAACUCUGCUGAGGAUCAUUUACCAGAACAAGUGUAUGAGGAAUGGGCCGAAUGCAUUGAUAGCCAGUCUGGCACUGGGAGACCUUAUCUAUAUUGUCAUUGAUAUUCCUAUCAUUGUGUACAAGCUCCUUGCUCAGAAGUGGCCUUUUGGAGAUUCUGAAUUUGGACAGUUUCUUUGCAAAUUCCUUCCCUUUAUACAGAAGGCAUCAGUGGGAAUCACAGUCCUUAAUCUCUGUGCCCUUAGUGUGGACAGGUAUAGAGCAGUUGCCUCCUGGAGCCGCGUUCAGGGAAUUGGAAUCCCGAUGAUCACUGCUAUUGAAAUUUUCUCCAUUUGGCUUUUGUCCUUCAUACUGGCUAUUCCAGAAGCAAUUGGUUUUACUGUGGUACCUUUCAGAUACAAGGAUGAAGGUUAUGUUACCUGCAUGCUCAAUCCUACAAAUAAUUUUACGUUGUUUUACAAAGAUGCAAAGGAUUGGUGGCUGUUUGGUUUCUAUUUCUGCAUGCCACUGGCGUGUACUGCCAUCUUUUAUACGCUAAUGACUUGCGAAAUGUUAAACAGAAGAAACAGCAACUUGAGAAUUGCUCUCAGUGAACACCUUAAGCAGCGUCGAGAAGUUGCAAAGACAGUUUUCUGUUUGGUAGUGAUUUUUGCUCUUUGCUGGUUCCCUCUCCAUUUGAGCCGAAUUUUGAAGAAAAUGGUAUACAAUGAAAGAGACCCCGGCAGAUGUGAACUGCUCAGUUUCUUGCUGCCAUUGGAUUAUAUCAGCAUCAACCUGGCAACCAUGAACUCUUGUAUAAACCCAAUAGCUCUGUAUUUUGUGAGCAAGAAGUUUAAAAACUGUUUCCAGUCAUGUCUUUGCUGUUGCUGCUCCCAAUCUAAGAGUCUAGUGACUUCGGUGCCCAUGAAUGGAACAAGCAUCCAGUGGAAGAAUCAAGAACUAAACAAUCACAAUACAGAUCGAAGCAGCCAUAAAGACAGCAUAAACUGA
Messenger RNA from Egretta garzetta (little egret), 1266 nucleotides. RefSeq names its product endothelin receptor type A (gene EDNRA). The transcript has 7 exons. Gene Ontology annotation, biological process: regulation of blood pressure; enteric nervous system development; vasoconstriction. The coding region runs from base 1 to 1266 and encodes 421 amino acids. NCBI's taxonomy places the organism in Eukaryota, Metazoa, Chordata, Aves, Pelecaniformes, Ardeidae. Gene Ontology annotation, molecular function: endothelin receptor activity. The record is from RefSeq and is a predicted model, not a curated record. Gene Ontology annotation, cellular component: membrane.